GGGCUGGUGCUGCGGAGCGCUGCCCGGGGCCGGUCUGCGCCAUCGCUGCGAGAUGGAUUUAAGGCACCAGCUGGAGCUGUUCCCUGACUGCAGCGUGACUCUCCUCCUCUUUAACCACGUGAAAAAUGCCGCUGCUCUAAGAAAAAAAGCCAUGGAAGGAUCCAUUGAAGGAGCAUUAAUAAACCCUGCAAUGAUUGUAGAUCCUUUUCAAAUUCUUGUGGCAGCCAACAAAGCAGUUCAUCUACACAAGAUAGGUAAAAUGAAGACCAGAACUCUCUAUGCAGAAAUUAUUUUCAGCCUUUCACCAAACAACAAUAUUUCAGAUGCAUUUAAAAAGUUUGGCAUUUCAGACAGUGACACAGCAGUACUCAUUGUUCUGAUUGUGGACAGAGAAAAAACUGUAAAUCUGGAAGAUAUAGCAUCUCAGGUAGAAGGCCAACAGGUUUCUCUAGAUGAACUCCCCCAACUAACAGACACUGCCAAAGUUAAAAAGAUGUACAAAGUUACUCCGCAGGAGGAAAAAAUCGGCACCUUAUUGGAUAGUAUUGUUUGCAGAAUGUCAACAAAAGAUGUUUUAUGAAAAUGUGGAAAUAAAUUUUUUUUAAAGGAAAAAGAGGGCUUUUUAAGAUGUAAAAACACUUCAUUGCAAUUCAUUCUGCGUUUCAGAGAAAGUGGUGUAGUACUGAGUAGUUUGAUGACAUCUGAGCUUUAACCAUAAACGAGCAAGCUUGGAUAUGGGGGUAAUCUGAGCUAUAUUCUAAGCACAGAGAGCAAUUCUGCCGUGCAAAGCAGAAUUUGCCAUUGGCAUUUCUGUCCACUUUCUUAACGAGAAAAAAAUCACUUUUGCCAGUACCGUAAGUUGAUCAUAAACAGAAGGCUUGGAAAUCUACUUAAUUUUCUCUAUCAUCAAAUGUUUUGCUAGUUCCCAGAUAGGAUUCAAACAUUGUAAAUCAUUUUUAUUAACCCUUCCCUGAUCUGUUUUGGUUUGGCACCCAUGAUGGGUGAUAUCCUUUUAACGAUACUACUGCCAGAAAAGGUAUGAAUACUAUGGCACGAAGUAUUGCUGAUGGACUAGAAAAAGGAAAGUUUCCAUAAACUAUCAGCAGCGCCUCCCUCUUUCUGCUAAUGAGAUAGAGUCGCUCCCCACCUUUUGGGAACAGGAAGGGGCGGGAGGGGCACCACGGCAGCCAGCGGUGGGGACAGUGUGGAGCAGGGGCGUCAGAGGUGUGCAGAACAAUGAAUAAGGCCAGAAUGGAUGAUGCUAUGGUCGUGUUAGCACCUGACAAUCUGAUGUCAUCAGAUGCAGCAUACUGCUGAGAUACUUGUGUGUUGCUGUGGUACCUUAGUGUUGGCAUUAAAGGACAGUGAGAGGUGCUUUUACUUUAUAACACUGAAUUAUGCAUGGUGAUGCUGGCUUUCUAGGGCCUGGUUCCAGGUGCAGAAUUCACAGAGAAAUUUGCACCAGAGAUUUAUUCACUUAAAUUGUCGAUAUAACUUACAUAGCAUUCUGAAAGGAUCGUUGAACUCAUUUUGUUUGGUUGAACCAGUGUCAGGAAAGGCCAUCAAAGGGAACUAAAAAGAACAUUGAUUUCCAACAGUCACCAGGUCCAACAGCCCUGCAUGAGUAUCAUUUAAUCACAUGCGGCAUCCUGUUUAAGAAAAAUUACUGUCCUAAUUAGGUAGAAAUCCAUACUGUUGGUUAUUGUUAUGCUGGUUUGAUUUUGGUUAAUUCUUUCCUCAAUUAAAACACAGUACAAAUACUGGCCUUUUCUUACCAACCAAAUCAAUGGCAAAAUACUUAUCAAGUACCAAGGGAACUACAAGGUUUAUCAAAAUAAAUGAUUCAGGAGAAAUGGUUGUGCUGAUUUCUUGGUUUAAAGAUGGCUUUACAGAAUGUUUCAUUCUCUCUAAAGGGAAAUGUGAGGCAGUAGUAAAAAAUGGAGCUUGGAAGGGCUCGAGUCUUUUGAAAUAAGAUGUGCGUAACAUCAGCAUGUGAGAAUGACCAUGGAAAAUAAAAGACUUGUUUUCCUUUUC
This is a messenger RNA of Pygoscelis adeliae (Adelie penguin), 2034 nucleotides long. RefSeq names its product TP53RK binding protein (gene TPRKB). The record is from RefSeq and is a predicted model, not a curated record. Gene Ontology annotation, cellular component: cytosol; nucleus; EKC/KEOPS complex. The transcript has 4 exons. Gene Ontology annotation, biological process: tRNA threonylcarbamoyladenosine modification; telomere maintenance via recombination. NCBI's taxonomy places the organism in Eukaryota, Metazoa, Chordata, Aves, Sphenisciformes, Spheniscidae. Bases 53 to 580 code for a protein of 175 amino acids.